Topomyia yanbarensis is the source of this 858-nucleotide messenger RNA. RefSeq names its product general odorant-binding protein 45-like. The record is from RefSeq and is a predicted model, not a curated record. Gene Ontology annotation, molecular function: odorant binding. NCBI's taxonomy places the organism in Eukaryota, Metazoa, Arthropoda, Insecta, Diptera, Culicidae. The transcript has a single exon. The coding region runs from base 1 to 858 and encodes 285 amino acids. Gene Ontology annotation, biological process: sensory perception of smell.
AUGGGAAAACUCGUAACCGUGCUCGUUCUGGGAUGCUAUCUGUCGGCGGUACUGGCUGAGCUUCCCCACUACACCGUGUAUAAAAGUUUCGAAACCGCCCUGUACGAAUGUGCCGAGUACUUCCAAGUGCCGAAUUGCACCGUCCAAAAAUAUAUCCGCGAAUCAUUCCCAGAUGAUAGAGAGGUGCAGGUGUUGAUUCGUUGUACCUUGAUCAAUCUUGGCGGCUGGGAUGACAGCAUUGGUGGACGUGAUUAUGUACUGCGAAACUUCUUUGCUCCAUCUGCUGACGACAAAUGCUACGAGCGACGAACUCGUGAAUGUAUCUACACCACGUUGGAUAGUCUGACCUACUACUGCCCGUAUAGGCGCGCUUAUGAAACUUUCAGAUGCUACUACCGAUACUAUGGAGAAUUGAUCACAAGUGGACAAUACAUUCCCAAAGAACUGAAUGAACUACAACAGUUGGCCCUAACAGGACUCAUCAUCUCCAACCUACCUCAGGACGUUCUUAUCCAGUACUGCCGAGGAGACAUUAUGUACGAAUCUAACUUCCCGCAACUCUUGUAUUUGCUGCUUAUCCGUGGAGGAUACUAUAGCUGCCGGAGCGGCUUCCGACUGGACAAUUUGUACACUCAAGUGGGUGACCCGAUUCUGCUCGAUCCGCAGACCCAGCAGUGCAUCGAUGGUGUGGCAAGGGAGAAGUGCAACGCCGACGAGGUCACACGAGUUCACCAAUCAUUCGUCAGAUGUUUGAGCAAUAUUUUCCCGUUGGUACAGUACGUGCAAGAGGCAGCGAAGACUUUGGUCGGCGACGGGGACGGAUGCAUCUGUUCCAAUGCACUGUACAAUGGAAACUAG